Messenger RNA from Aspergillus brunneoviolaceus CBS 621.78, 483 nucleotides. RefSeq lists its product as uncharacterized. The transcript has a single exon. NCBI's taxonomy places the organism in Eukaryota, Fungi, Ascomycota, Eurotiomycetes, Eurotiales, Aspergillaceae. The record is from RefSeq and is a predicted model, not a curated record. The coding region runs from base 1 to 483 and encodes 160 amino acids.
AUGGCCUUUUCAGCUGGUGGUAAGUGUAAGUGGCUACUAGAGGCUGACACCCUGGUAGAAUUGACAUAUCGUAUCACUCAUCGUGGUUUAUCGAGAAGUGUUCAGGCCAAGAGAGAGGCAAAGGAGGUACCAAGCCGGCAGCCCCUGCCCAGCACACUUGGCUUCCCGCGAAGCCUUCUUGUCUUUGCUUAUCUCUCUCGCCCAGCAAAACCACAACAACAACCAAGACAGAGGCUUCGCUUGGCGGAUUACAGCCAUACACGAGGUUUCCGUAUUGAGCAUCGACAGAAAUCCCACUUUCUCACUCCCCUAUCGCAUGCGACCGUUACGAAUCGCCACCGAAAAUGGCUUGAGGCAGGAUCCCCAUCCUGGGUAACCGACAGUGGCCUGGCUGGCUCCGUCGUUCGCACUCGCACUUCCCAAUCCUCAUCCCCGGCAGAUACAUCGUGGGGAACGCACGACCGAGGGCGCCCAUUCGAGUAA